UUGCCUGGUCCUGGGCCCCGGGGCAGCCCUGCCGUCCCGUCAGCAUCCUGCUUGACGUUUCCGUCAGUGUUUUGGAAGCCUGAGUUCUGUAGGAAGCCCAGGUGUCCGGGUGACAUUUCUUCUAAGCCCCAAGAGAGUGAGUCACGGACCAGGAAACAGGAGCCCGUGUGUUCCCUGCGCCGAGCGGGGCUCCAGGAGGGGCCGUGGAGCGGGGAGGCCCCAGAGGACCCCCCACGUCUGCCUGCGGGUCCGUGCAGCUGGGCGGGUCGCUCAUGCUGCUUCUCAUUAGCCCUUGUCACGUGCUGUGUCUCACCCUCCUGGGUAAAUGCUGAAGUCAGUGAAGAUCCAGUUCCCACCCCCGAGAUGCUGGCUGCCAAAAGGGGACGGCCCCUCCCGUCAGCCUUCCCCAGACAGACCGCAGGGCCUCGGAGCAGACAGCCGUCCCGGUGCUGAGAGUGGCCCGGGCAGGCGGCAUGGUUCUGUGCUGGGUGUGUGGGAGCCAGGCCAGGUGCCGCCGGUUCUCUGCCUCCCGGGCCCGCAGAGCCUGAGGGUCUCCACAGGCCAUGCAGUUGUGCCAAGGUGCCCCGGGCAUGGCCACGGCCGAGGUGCCUGGCUACCUCGUGUCCCCGCAGGCCGAGAAGCACCGGCGGGCCCGCAACUGGACGGACGCUGAGAUGCGCGGCCUCAUGCUCGUCUGGGAGGAGUUCUUCGACGAGCUCAAGCAGACCAAGCGCAACGCCAAGGUGUAUGAGAAGAUGGCCAGCAAGCUGCUGGAGAUGACGGGCGAGCGCCGGCUGGGCGAGGAGAUCAAGAUCAAGAUCACCAACAUGACCUUUCAGUACAGGAAAUUAAAAUGCAUGACAGAUAGCGAGUCCGUCCCGCCCGACUGGCCCUAUUACCUAGCCAUUGAUAGGAUUCUGGCCAAGGUCCCCGAGUCCUGUGAUGGCAAACUGCCGGACGGCCAGCAGCCGGGGCCCUCCACGUCCCAGACCGAGGCGUCCCUGUCGCCGUCUGCUAAGUCCACCCCUCUGUACUUACCGUAUAACCAGUGCUCCUACGAAGGCCGCUUCCAGGACGACGGCUCCGACAGCUCCUCCAGCUUACUGUCCCUUAAGUUCAGGUCGGAGGAGCGGCCCGUGAAGAAGCGCAAGGGGCAGGGCGGCCAUCUGCAGAGGAAGAAGCUGCGGCUGCUGGAGGCCCUGCUGGAGGAGCAGCGCCGGCUGAGCCGCGCCCUGGAGGAGACCUGCCGCGAGGUGCGCCGCGCGCUGGACCAGCACAGCGUCUUGCAGGCCCAGAGCCUGCAGCUGCAGGAGCGAAUGAUGAGUCUGCUAGAGCGCAUCAUCGCCAAGUCCGGCGUCUAGGCCGCCCGGGCCCCGCCCCCGGAAUGGCCCGGGCCACGCCCCCAGCCUGGGCCCCGCCCCUGACCUGGUCCUCAAUCAGGAAAGGCCCAGGCCUGGGCCCCGCCCCCGGCAUGGGCCACGCCCCGGAAAGGCCCCGCCUCCGGCCUGGGCCCCGCCCCCGAAAUUCGUCCUGGACCACGCCCCCAGCCUGGGACACGCCCCGGAACGGCCCCGCCCCGACCUGGGCCACGCCCCGGAACAGCCCGGGCCCCGCCCCUGCGGCCACUCCCGGCCGCAGACUAACCCGCCUCGGGCGGGGGGACCCCGGCGUAAAGGCCGUCCCUGGACAUCCGGCCCCGGGACUCCGGGUCACUGCAGGGCGGCUCCCCUGGAACGCCUGGAAUCUGCCAUCCGGUGUUGUCAGUGUCGACGGUACUGGAAGCGGCUAUUGACGUUAAUUGUGUGCUUUUCACAACUUCUGGGAGCAGGGCUCAUGGCUGGGCAUGGAGGGAGGCAGCCGGCCGUCCCUCUGAAGACGACCCAGGUAGAGGCGGCUCCGUGGCAGGUGUGCGCGCAGGUGCCCCCUCGCUGGGCCUGCAUUGGCCCUGAGACCCCAGUGGGCUGGACGCCCUCCAGUGGCCUUUUAUCUACCACCCCACCCCCACUCCGGGACGUGGGGCCUCUGGACCCCCAUCAGCAACAGCUCAAUAAAAACGAUGAUCCUGUCCAUGCA
Messenger RNA from Cervus elaphus (red deer), 2073 nucleotides. RefSeq names its product Myb/SANT DNA binding domain containing 1 (gene MSANTD1). The transcript has 5 exons. Lineage: Eukaryota; Metazoa; Chordata; Mammalia; Artiodactyla; Cervidae. Gene Ontology annotation, cellular component: nuclear body. The record is from RefSeq and is a predicted model, not a curated record. Gene Ontology annotation, biological process: positive regulation of DNA-templated transcription. Bases 564 to 1361 code for a protein of 265 amino acids.